This is a messenger RNA of Megalobrama amblycephala (Wuchang bream), 3553 nucleotides long. RefSeq names its product gastrula zinc finger protein XlCGF8.2DB-like. The record is from RefSeq and is a predicted model, not a curated record. Bases 140 to 1072 code for a protein of 310 amino acids. NCBI's taxonomy places the organism in Eukaryota, Metazoa, Chordata, Actinopteri, Cypriniformes, Xenocyprididae. The transcript has 3 exons. Gene Ontology annotation, cellular component: nucleus.
GUAUGCCCGUGUGACGUCAUCAGGCCGCGCCGCGCUGCUGCUCUGUUGCGAUUCGCUUAAGAAAAGGACAGAGCAUACAAAAAACACAGAGAAACUCCUGGUGAAGCGGCCGAGAUCCACGUUACACACUAUUAUAAAGAUGGCGUUUAUUAAAGAGGAGAGUGAAGACGUGGAGAUUGAAGAAACAUUCAGAGUCAAACAUGAAGAAACUGAGGAACAAACAGACCUUAUGGCGCUGAAAGAGGAAAGUCAAGAUGUGAAUAAAACGGAAGAGAAAGAUCAGUUUGGGAAACAUCAUGAUUUAACAACUGGAGAAUCAUUUAGUUGCUCACAGACUGAAAAGACUUCACAAAAAAGGGCUCAAAAGACAGCGAAUAGAAGUUAUUUCACCUGCCAACAGUGUGGAAGGAGAUUCUCUCAAAAAGGAAAUCUGAAAACUCACAUGAGAAUUCACUCUGGAGAGAAGCCUUACACAUGUCAACAGUGUGGAAAGAGCUUCACACACCAAGGAACCCUUUAUACCCACAUGACAGUUCACACUGGAGAGAGCUCUUAUGCCUGCAAACUGUGUGGAAAAACCUUGACACGUAAAGGGAAUCUUAAGAUUCACAUGAGAACUCACACCGGAGAGAAACCUUUCACAUGUGAUCAGUGUGGAAAAUGUUUCACACGUAAAGAAAGCCUUAAUAACCAUGUGAGGAUUCACUUAAAAGAUAGCUGUUGUAUAUGCCAUCAGUGUGGAAUGAGUUUCACAGACAAGAAACAACUAAAAACGCAUGUAAUAACUCACGCCGGAGAGAAGCCUUACAUGUGCCAUCACUGUGGAAUGAGUUGUGCAACCAACACAAACCUUAAAGUCCAUGUGAGAGUUCACACUGGAGAGAAGCCUUACAGCUGCCAACAAUGUGGAAAGAGUUUCCCUCGAAAAGAAACUCUUAAGACUCACAUGAGAAGUCACACCGGAGAGAAGCCUUACUCCUGUAAACUGUGUGGAAAGAGUUUCACACAUAAAGGAACCCGUUAUAGCCACAUGAAAGUUCACAAUGGAGGGAAGCGUUUCACGUAUCUUUAGUGUGAGAAGAGAUUCAAACAUUAAAUAGAUCUGAAAAGUCAACUGCAGAUUCAUUCUGCCAAGAAAUUGCAGUGCUCUGAGUGUAAUAAGAGGUUUAGACCAAAGGAGCAAUUUCACUUGUUCAUUCACCCUGGAGGAAGUAAGUGGGUCCUCGUAAAGCAUGUAAAAGCAUUGAUUUAGCUUUUAACAACUUGAAAAUCCAUAAAAAGUCUUAAAUAUUGGGGGAAAGUCCUAACCGUUUGCAAAGAUUUAACAUUUUUGGAGCACAAACAGAGGAGACUUUUAAAAAGGCAAACAUGGUUUUGAUUGGCUGGAGAUUGUGAUGGUAACUGAUUUUCAUGCUGACCGAGCUGCUGGAUUGAUUUGGCGUGUUCAGGUGGACAAGAAGAUGGGAAAUGUACAUUUUUUAAGUGGCAUGAAAAUAUCAAAUUCUCAAACUGGUUAAGACCAGUACCAGGAAAUUAUUGAAAAGCUUGUUACAGAAUUUGUAAGAAAUGCUUUAAACUUGGCUCUAUGGGUGUUAAGGCAGUCGAACUUGAACAUUCAAGGAGAAAAGCACAAGCGAUAUGUGUGAUAAUGGCAAAUCAUAGCUCGUACACCUCUAACAAAAAUAUUAAGCCAAUUUUUAAGCAAACUUUCACAACUCCAAGCUUGUGAAAACAUUCAAAUGUGGACAAGACAGAACUGCCUAUGUCAUCAAGUUUGGUUUGGCUCAGUAGAUAUUAUGUUUCCUUGCUCACUUCCUCAGCAUUACUUGGAGGAACUUGGAAAGAAGAAAAUAUUACCACAAACAGGACCAGAUUUAGAAAAUUGUUUCUAAGGUGGAAUGAGGACUAUGAGGGGUGGCUACACCAAAAUGUGCACCCAUUCUUGAUUUAUAGCUUGACAUACACAUUCGUGUUCAUGAAUAUGCUAAACAGUUGCAUUUCCACAAAGUAGUUAUUUAAAAUAAACAGGAAAAUGUCCAUAUAAAUAUCCAGGGCACCAAUUCAGGACACUGUAAUGUCAACAGAUUCUAAAUGCCUUGUAAGAUUAUGUCUAUAAUUAUUACAUAUAGAAGACAAGUAGUUUUAUUAAUAUUAGAUAGGCUACUUGGUAAUCACAAGUUUAAAGUCUGCGUGAACUGGAAGUUGCAAACAACUUUUCUCCAGUGUUGUGACGUAUUUCCAAGUGAAACAGAAUAUUGGAUAGAGGGCAGAGUUUUACUUUAGCGCUCCUCCUCGCCAUCUCUCGGUCAUAGCAGAUGAACGGUAGCAGAGGAGUGUUUACGCGUUUUCAACCCAAGCCGUCAAACUGACGUUAUCAGAGAAGGAACGCCAUUCCAGACCAGAAGUAACUUCAUAUUUUGGUUAAAGAUUACCGCGACAAACAAUUUUUUUCUGUGUUUUAACUUGCACGGAUUGAUUGUUAUCCUCAAGACUAGUAAUAUGCACUAACAAAGUUAAUAAGGUCAAUUUUGAUUUCACUUUAAGAGUAACAAAAACUUUUGAUUUGGCUAGAAAUGCCAAAAUAUCAAAGCACAGACUGAAUCUGAUUUUUAUUUUAUUUUAUUUUUUUUUUUGAGUUUCUGUUAUCUGUUAUUUACAGAGAUGGAAAUGUCUUUAUGUGGAUGUUAUGGAAGGUCACCAAGAACACCCAAGCAACUGCAUAGCACAGCCUAGCAACUGCAUAGCACAGCCUAGCAACCACCCUGAAUAUCCUAGCAAAUGCGUAGCAACACUUUCUAUCACAUCUAUCCUGAUUCAACUUCAAACUAUUUAACUUGAAUUUAAAACACGAAAUUUGUCUUUCAAGAUUUUCAGUCUAGAUAAUUUAAUUGUUUUUUUUUCACAGAUUUUCAACCCGCUUUGUAAUCAAGUUGUUACAACAUCGAUAGUACACACCGUGGCCCAAAAUGAAAAAAAUCCUGGACUCCAUGAUUUGAUCAUUUUUGUAUUGAUUAUGUUUCUAGCAUGUUAUAUGUUUGGCAACAGUACUUCUAAACCUAAUUGAUGGAGUGUGUAGAUUUUCAUUUAUUGAACAACCAUGUAGGAAGACACAUCAUGGCGAUAUUCCAGGAUGAUAAUGUCAAGAUUCAUCAUGCUUAAAUUGUAAAAAGAUUGGUUGGGAUCAAAAGUCAUUUGUUAAUUAAAUUGAGUGUGCUGCAUCAGUUGCAGCUCGCAAUGACUUAUAGUUGUCAUUAUUUUAUAUUGUUUUAUAUAAUUAUUUUUUACAUGAUUUUGUGCUACAUUGUGUCAUCACAUUGAAAAGUGGUACAGGAAACAUUUCUUACAUUUGUAUUUUAUACUGGAAUAAUUCUGGGGAGGCAAAGCUAUAGAUUCGACCUUGCACCCUUGCUUUAUUUCAUAUCAUUGACCAUUACACUACAUCCGUCUUACCUGUCUUUUAGUAAAGAGACUGCUAAAGGUUUUAUACAAUAUACACUGUGUGCUAAAUGUUAAUUCAAAAGACAAAGAAUAAAAACAAGCAAAGUUGAACUAA